Messenger RNA from Leucoraja erinaceus (little skate), 2846 nucleotides. RefSeq names its product component of oligomeric golgi complex 8 (gene cog8). Bases 1 to 1866 code for a protein of 621 amino acids. NCBI's taxonomy places the organism in Eukaryota, Metazoa, Chordata, Chondrichthyes, Rajiformes, Rajidae. The transcript is spliced from 4 exons. Gene Ontology annotation, cellular component: COG complex. Gene Ontology annotation, biological process: intra-Golgi vesicle-mediated transport. The record is from RefSeq and is a predicted model, not a curated record.
AUGAAACCGGAAGUUGUUCGGACCAUCAAGAUGGCGGCUCUCGGUAUUGACGUGGAGGACGAAAGUAUCUUGGCUUCGAUUUUCAGAGACUCUUUCCCAGAGAACUGGAGGGAGAAUCCAGAUUUCACGCUGUAUCUGUCCGAGCUCAGUACAUACGGAGUGGACAAGCUGAACCGCGAGCCCGAGCGCCUGGCGGAGGAGCGGGCCCAGAUCCUGGAGCAGACUCAGGAACUCGCUUUCUGCAAUUACAAAACCUUCAUCAAAACGGCGGAAUGCACCAAAGAAAUCUAUCGGGACUUCGGGCUGGUGGAGAAACACGUCUCCGCCGUGUUGGACAAACUGCCUGGGCUGAGCGAGAAAUGCAAGCAGUUCAUCAUGGAGACGGAGGAGACCGGCGCCAGCAGAAGAAUGAACAGCUUAACCCUCAACCGCCACACGGAGAUCCUGGAAAUCCUGGAGAUCCCGCAACUCAUGGAUACCUGCGUUAGGAACGGCUAUUACGAGGAGGCCCUUGAGUUAGCCUCUUACGUAAAGAGAUUGGAGAAGAAAUACUCUUCUAUUCCUGUCAUACAGGGAAUAGUGAAUGAAGUACGUUCCUCUGCACAGUUGAUGUUAAACCAGCUCAUCCAGCAACUACGCACCAACAUCCAACUUCCAACUUGUCUCCGUGUCAUAGGCUAUUUGAGAAGAAUGGAUGUUUUCACUGAAGCAGAAUUAAGAAUAAAAUUUCUUCAAGCACGAGAUGCCUGGUUGAAAUCCAUACUUGGCUCCAUAUCAGACAGUGAUCCUUAUUUCCACAUAACUAAGACGAUUGAAGCUUGCCGAGUUCAUCUGUUUGACAUCAUCACUCAGUAUCGUGCCAUUUUCUCAGAUGAAGAUCCACUGCUGCUUACCAGCAAUCACAUUGUGAACGAGAGCGCCAUUUUUCAUGGCUGGGUGGUGCAAAAGGUUUCUGAGUUUCUAGGAAUCCUGGAAAUGGAUCUUGAGAAGGGAAUUGGUAGCCGCUUAGAUUCAUUACUAGGCCAAUGUAUGUAUUUUGGACUUUCAUUUAGUCGUGUAGGUGCAGAUUUCCGUGGGCAGCUUGCCCCAAUGUUUCAAAAGGUUGCUAUGAAUACUUUUGUGAAAGCUCUUCAGGAAGCUAUGGAGAAGUUUCAAGAAGACAUGAAUUUGUAUACCUUAAUCUCUCCUCCAUCUAUGUUGGGGAGCACCAUCCAUAUGACCCUGCCAACUGAACAGCCAGGAACUCUGCAACCUCCAAUGGUGCUUCUAGACUUCCCUCCAUUGGCAUGUUUUCUAAAUAACAAUUUAGCAGCUUUUAAUGAUCUUCGGCUCUGCUGCCCCAUAGCACUUGCACAGGAAGUAACAAUCUGUUUGGAAGAUGCCCUUGUGAAGGUUACAAAGCUAAUUCUUGCUUUUCACCGAGCAGAGGAAACAGCCUUCAGUGCAAAAGAACUGGAGCUGUUUAUCCAAUUCUGUAUUACGUUUACCGAAGAUCUAGUCCCCUAUUUGAACCGAUGCUUACAGCUGCUUUUUCCACCAGCACAACUAGCACAGAUUCUUGGUGUUCCUCCCACUCAGAUUCAUAAAUAUGGUUCCAUUGGUUGCAUUAAUCAAGGCGUUAUUCUGGAUCUGCUUGAUUUUAUUCUCCCCAAAAAAGAAAUUAUAAUUCCACCCAAGAAAAGUCUUGAUGAGGAACUGGAAAAGAUCCUGACAGCAGAAAGCACAUUGCAUAGCCCUGGAUUAGAGACAAACAAUGAGUUACCAAGCGAACAAUAUUCUCCAGUCAUGUCUUCGGUUGUGCUGAGUGAGAGAACAGAGGAAAUAAAGCCAGGCUUAUCUGAUGUGGAUGAAAAUGCUUCGUCGUAAUCUUCGUUGUCGUCUGUUUUAGUUAGAAAUUGUGACUGGAUAUAGCAAUGAUUGGGGUCUGGGAACACUGGCUCAUUAGAAUGCAGAAACUGCCAAAUAAAAUAUGUUAGUAGAUAGCCAAGGUGAGUUACAAACUUAUUUUUUAUUCAACACAUCAGAUUCAUUGUAAGUUCUUCGAUGAUCAAUAUAAUUUUACUAAGUAAUGAAAUUGGACACAUUUAUAAUCAUUUAUAAGCAUUCUGGAAUCAGUAAUUGCAUAAAAUGCAAAUGAAAAAAACUGAUUUCAUGUCAGAUUUUUUAAAGUUGGUCUGAAUUGUCUGGUGGGUGACUGUGGCAGUGUGUUAUACUACUGCUCUCCAUUAGUAGGUGACACAGAUGGUAGAAUUGCUGCCUGACUACUCCAGCAAUAUUGGUUCAAUCCUGAUCUCUGGUGCUGUGUGGUUUGCAUGUUCUCCCUGUGAUUACAUGGGUUCCCCCUCCCUCAGACGUUCCAAAUAUGUGCGAGUUAGUAGGUUAAUUGGCCACUACAGAUUGCUCUAGUGUACCUGUAAGUGCUUGCAUCUGGGAGAUUUGAUGGGAAUGGGGAUGAAUAAAAUGGUGUCAGUGUAGGGUCACUGCAGACCUAUUGGACUGAAAGGCCUGUUUCCAUGCUGUAUGACCCUAUGAGUUCUUGGAGCACAAACAGGCAGUUUCCAAUGAUCAAUGCUACAGAAAUGUACAAUCUUGUGUAGACACCAUGAACUUCUACACAGUUAUGGAGCCAAAAGAUGGCACUUCCCUGCAAGAAAGUUGAUGUUUUAACAGAUAUUUCAAGCCCUUUAUUUUUCCUUAUUUGGGUCCUUUAAGGUACUGUUCUUCCUUUUAGAAAAUUAAAUCUAAUGUUCAUGAUAAAAUAUUGAAUAAACAAUGUUUGUGUUUCACCUCAUGAGAUUAUUAUUUGAAAAAAAAGUAUCAACAUUAAAUCUUAUUUAAAUAAGCAA